This is a messenger RNA of Colossoma macropomum (tambaqui), 1331 nucleotides long. It is a transcript of the gene tmx3a, whose product is annotated as thioredoxin related transmembrane protein 3a. The record is from RefSeq and is a predicted model, not a curated record. Gene Ontology annotation, cellular component: endoplasmic reticulum. The annotation marks the transcript as partial. The transcript has 15 exons. Lineage: Eukaryota; Metazoa; Chordata; Actinopteri; Characiformes; Serrasalmidae. Gene Ontology annotation, molecular function: protein disulfide isomerase activity. Gene Ontology annotation, biological process: peptidyl-cysteine oxidation.
UUGCCUGUGUUUGUAUUUAUUGCUAUUUCUGUUGGUGUCUCAGCUUUUCUAUUAGGCUUAAGUGUCGUGUCGGCAUACGUUGAAGAACUCGAUGACAAGUUUAAUGAGAACCGAAAGAGUGAGCCGUGGCUAGUGGAGUUUUAUGCUCCGUGGUGCGAAUACUGCAAGACGUUCGAGCCGAUAUGGUACGAAGUGGGUGCGGAGCUGAAGAGUUUGGGCUCGCCCGUUAAUGUGGGCAAGCUUGACACUACGGUCCACAGCAGUGUUCUUUCAGAGUUUAAUAUUCGUGGAUAUCCAGCAAUAAUCCUUGUGAAAGGAGAGAAGUCUUUUGAGUAUAGAGGCCCAAGGACAAAAGAUGGAAUCAUCGAGUUCACCAACAGAGUCGCUGGGCCAGUAGUGCGGCCCUUGACCAGCGUCCAGUUGUUCCAGCACGUCAUGAGCCGACAUGACCUUUUCUUUCUUUACAUCGGAGGGAGGUCACCCCUCAGGGGCCAGUACUAUAAAGUGGCAGCUGAAUUUAUCAUCUACAACUAUUUCUUCUCCGCCUCUGAGGAGGUUUUGCCACAGGCAGUAAGUCUGCAAGAGGUUCCAUCCGUUGCCGUGUUCAAGGACGGAACAUACUACCUCUAUAACGAGGAGCGCGAUGGCAAUCUUUCGGACUGGGUGGGCCGAGAACGCUUCCACUGUUAUUUCCAGAUGGACAGCUUCACUCUCUACCAGAUGGGAGAAACAACUAAACUCGUAGCUUUGGCUAUAGUGGAUGAGAAGAAUCCAACAACGGACAGUAUUCGCUACAAGGCACUCAUGGAAAAAGUGGCAACAGAAUACAGAGACCAUUACAACACGAAGUUUCAGUUUGGAUACAUGCAUGGAAAUGACUACAUCAAUGGCUUCAUAAUGGGUGAGUUGGCAAUGCCAUCUCUCAUCGUGAUGAACAUGACCGUUGAUGGAUAUUAUCUACCAGAGCAGAAGGUUGAGACCAUGGAAGAGCUGCUUCAGUUCCUCAAUAGCAUCCUGAAUGGGAGAUCAAAGUUACUCGGAGGGAAUGGAUUUCUGCGACGUAUGAAAAGACUUUAUUAUCGCGCCAUGUCUGCGGUAAAGACGAGUUUCACGUCCGCGCCCUUCGUCACCUGCUUCCUCCUCUCACUGCCCGUGGGUCUGGUAGUCAUGAUCGUUUGGGGGGUGUGCACUGCGGUACCGGUGGACGAGGAUAAAGCAGAUGAAGGCGCUUUGUUGGCGACGGGGAGCCGUCCUGCAGCCUCUCAAAGGAAAGGGACGGCAGAGAAGUCCAAUGAAGCCAAGAAAGAGGAUUAAAGGAACAGCUUUAAGGC